Molecule: messenger RNA, 11497 nt
Organism: Myxocyprinus asiaticus (Chinese sucker)
Lineage: Eukaryota; Metazoa; Chordata; Actinopteri; Cypriniformes; Catostomidae
Product: teneurin-4-like
Exons: 30
Coding region: 326-8530 (2734 amino acids)
Biological process (GO): signal transduction; heterophilic cell-cell adhesion; neuron development
Cellular component (GO): neuron projection; membrane
Molecular function (GO): protein heterodimerization activity; cell adhesion molecule binding; protein homodimerization activity
Source: RefSeq, a predicted model, not a curated record
GAUUCAGCACUACUCGCCCUGCUGCUCUGCAGUGAAGCGUACGGUACGUCUUGUUCGUGCGUACUGCGCGCUCUCUCUAUGAAACGCUGCGCCCUGGACAUUUUACCUUAUGUUAUUUUUCCAAACAGGAGAUCGUUAUGAUGAGAGACAGAUAUUAAGAGCACACCACAUUGCGUAGAUUGCAUUGGUUAGGCUACUUAUUACUAAAGGAAAAGCGAUUGUAAUCUCCAAGACGCUGGAUAGACACCUUCUUCAGAAAUGAAUCAUAAGGACUGAACUGGCUGCUUUCCCACCCUUUGAUGUUGAGACAAGAGACAAGGUUGCCAUGGAAGUGAAAGAACGGAGACCUUACCGCUCCCUGACCUCCAGGCGAGACACUGAGCGUCGGUACACCAGCUCCUCUGCCGACAGUGAGGAUGGGAAGCUCAACCCCAAAUCCUACAGCUCCAGCGAGACCCUCAAAGCUUUCGACCAGGACACCAGGUUGGCCUACGGCAGCCGGGUCAAAGACGUGGUGCACCAUGAAUCUGAUGAGUUCAGCAGACAAGGAGCGGACUACUCUCUCAGAAACAUGACCUUUGGAGAUCCAGUGCCGCCCCAUAUGGCAGCAUAUAUGACAGAAAUGGGCCUGCCCCACCGCGACUACUCUGUUAGCGUGGGUUCGGAUGCUGACACAGAAACAGAUGGGAUCAUGUCCCCCGAGCACACAGUCCGUCUCUGGGGCCAUAGCAAUACCAAAUCCGGCCGUAGUUCCUGCCUUUCUAGCCGAGCCAACUCCAACCUCACCCUAACUGACACCGAGCAUGAAAACACAGAAAACGAGGGCUCUUACCAAAACCAUUCCCGGUUGCGUACGCCACCUCUGCCCCUUUCACACUCCCACUCACCUAGUCAGCACCACGCCGCCUCCAUCGGCUCCCUAAGUCGCAGCAACUACACCCAGCGCAGUAACCCGAGUCCGGCACCCACCGAUAGCUCAGCACCCAAUGAGGGUCCUACCAGUGCCCAGGACUCAGGCAGCGCCCAGGACAACUGGCUUCUUAACAGCAACGUUCCUCUUGAGACCAGACACUUUCUAUUUAAGCCUGGAGGGACUUCGCCCUUGUACUGCACGACGUCGCCUGGUUACCCCUUGACAUCCAGCACAGUAUACUCGCCCCCACCCCGCCCCCUGCCACGGAACACCUUCUCGCGACCCGCCUUCAGCCUAAAGAAGCCCUAUAAGCACUGCAACUGGAAAUGUGCCGCACUCGGCGCCAUCCUCAUCUCCAUCACCCUGGUGUUCCUGUUGGCCUACUUUAUUGCCAUGCACCUCUUCGGACUCAAUUGGCAGUUACAGCCGAUGCAGAGGCAGAUAUAUCAGUUGAUGGAAGACAACACAAGUGGCCUACAUCUGCACACAGAUCUGGGCUUGCCACCUUUGGGCAACACAGGUUUAGAGUUCCCAGACCGAGGAAGCAAAGAUGACGGUAAACUAGAUGGCUUUUUCCCGGAAGACAGCUUCAUAGACAUGGGCGAGAUAGACGUGGGCCGCAAAGUCACCCAGCUGAUCCUGCCUGGAAUGUUCUGGCGGUCGCAGGUCUUUAUCGACCACCCCAUGUACCUCAAAUUCAAUGUGUCUCUUAGCAAAGAUGCCUUAGUGGGGAUCUACGGGAGAAGAGGCCUGCCACCAUCACACACACAGUUUGACUUUGUGGAGCUGUUGGAUGGUCGUCGGCUCCUGGCUCAGGGGGUACCAGGCCUCGAGGGGCCACCUUUUCCAGCCCAACAGCGGAGCCUGGUGCCCCUCACCAGUCAUGAUACGGGCUUCAUACAGUACAUGGACUCUGGCAUCUGGCACCUGGCCGUGUACAACGAUGGAAAGGAGGCGGAGCAGGUGUCCUUUCUAGUCACUGCGAUCGACUCGAUUGAUGAUUGCCCGAGUAACUGUUUUGGAAAUGGCGACUGUGUGGUGGGAAACUGUCACUGUUUUCCCGGCUUCAGAGGACCCGACUGCAGCAGAGCAUCUUGUCCAGUGCUGUGCAGUGGGAAUGGUCAGUACCUCAAAGGUCGCUGUAUGUGUCACAGUGGCUGGAAAGGGUCUGAAUGUGAUGUUCCCACCAACCAGUGCAUCGAUAUCACUUGCAGUGGACAUGGAACAUGCAUUGUGGGAACUUGCAUCUGUAAUCCCGGUUACAAAGGCGACAACUGUGAAGAAGUGGACUGCCUGGAUCCUACUUGCUCAGGAAGAGGUGUUUGUGUACGUGGCGAUUGCCACUGUUUUGUCGGCUGGGGGGAUCCUGGAUGCGAGAGUCCACGUGCAUCCUGUAUGGAACAGUGUUCUGGACAUGGGACCUUCUUGGCUGAUACGAGCACUUGUAACUGUGACCACAACUGGACAGGCCACGACUGCUCCACAGAGCUGUGCACAGCUGACUGUGGUGGACACGGCAUCUGCGUGGCAGGCAGCUGUCGCUGCGACCAGGGCUGGAUGGGAGCCGGGUGUGAGCAACGGGCUUGUCACCCUCGCUGCAGCGAGCACGGAACCUGCAAGGAUGGAAAGUGUGAAUGCAGCCCGGGCUGGAAUGGAGAGUAUUGCACCAUCGCUCAAUAUCUGGAUAAGGUAGUGAAAGAAGGCUGCCCUGGUCUGUGCAGUGGCAAUGGCAGAUGCACGCUGGGUAAUAAUGGCUGGUACUGUGUUUGUCAGCUGGGCUGGCGGGGAGCAGGCUGCGACACAUCAAUGGAGACGGCCUGCAGUGACGGCAAGGACAAUGAUGGAGAUGGGUUGAUAGACUGCAUGGACCCAGAUUGCUGCCUGCAGGCUUCAUGUCACACCACAUCUCUGUGUGUGGGCUCCCCUGAUCCGCUGGACAUCAUCCAGGAAACCCAGAUCUCUUUAAGCCAGAGCACCCUGCAGUCCUUCUACCAGCGUGUCCGCUUCCUGGUGGGCAGAGACAGUACCCAUGUCAUCCCUGAGGCAAACCCCUUUGAUGGCAUUCAUGCUUGUGUCAUCCGGGGACAAGUGGUGACUUCAGAUGGGACUCCGCUGGUCGGUGUGAAUAUAAGCUUCAUCAACAAACCAGCCUAUGGAUAUACCAUCACCAGACAGGAUGGCAGCUUCGACCUGGUGAGUAAUGGGGGUGUGGCCGUAGCCCUGAGGUUUGAACGUGCUCCGUUUAUCACUCAAGAGCACACAUUGUGGUUGCCGUGGGGGCGCUUCUUUGUCAUGGACACCAUUGUGAUGCGACACGAGGUGAAUGACAUCCCUAGCUGUGACCUGAGCAGCUUCACUCGUCCAAUGCCAAUUGUUCUGCCUGCCCCGCUGACGGCGUUUGCCGGGACCUGCAAAGAGCGGGGCAUUGUAGUGCCAGAGAUUCAGACACUACAGGAGGAAGUACAAAUACCCGGUACUGAGGUGCUUCUGGGUUACCUGAGCAGCAGAACGGCGGGGUAUAAGUCCCUCCUGCGUAUCACCCUUACCCACCCCACUAUCCCCUUCAGCCUAAUGAAGGUGCACCUCAUGGUGGCUGUGGAGGGUAGGCUCUUCAGGAAGUGGUUCUCUGCAGCACCCAACCUCUCCUAUGACUUUGUCUGGGACAAGACUGACGUCUACAGCCAGAAAGUCUAUGGCAUCUCUGAAGCUUUUGUGUCCGUUGGUUUUGAGUAUGAGUCCUGCCCAGAUCUGAUCCUCUGGGAGAAGCGGACGGCCAUCCUGCAGGGAUAUGAGAUCACAGCGUCCCACCUGGGCGGCUGGAGCCUGGAUAAGCAUCAUGCACUGAACAUCCAAAGUGGUAUCCUGCACAAGGGCAAUGGUGAAAACAUAUUCAUCUCACAGCAGCCCCCGGUCAUCGGAAGCAUCAUGGGUAAUGGGCGGAGGCGCAGUAUCUCCUGUCCGAGCUGUAACGGACUAGCUGAUGGAAAUAAACUGCUGGCACCGGUAGCUUUAGCCUGUGGUUCUGAUGGCAGUCUGUACGUGGGCGAUUUCAACUACGUCCGUCGGAUCUUUACCACAGGAAAUGUCACAAGUGUCUUAGAGCUCAGAAAUAAAGAUUUCAGGCAUAGCAAUAGUCCUGCACACAAAUAUUACCUGGCUACCAGUCCUGUUUCAGGAGCACUGUACCUCUCGGACACCGGCAGCAGGAAGGUGUUUAAGGUGAAGUCUCUGAACACAGUGAAGGAUGUGACAAAGAACCUGGAGCUGGUGGCGGGCACAGGCGAUCAAUGUUUGCCCUAUGAUGAGACACGCUGCGGGGACGGAGGAAAAUCUGUGGAGGCCACACUUACGAACCCUAGAGGUAUUAUUGUGGACAAGUAUGGCAUUAUCUUCUUUGUAGACGGCACCAUGAUCCGUCGUAUUGAUCAAAACGGGAUCAUAUCCACCCUGCUGGGCUUCAACGACUUGACCUCGGCACGGCCACUGAGUUGUGACUCAGUGAUGGACAUCUCCCAGGUGCGUCUGGAAUGGCCUACUGACCUGGCCGUGAGCACGAUGGACAAUUCACUUUAUGUACUGGACAACAACGUGGUUCUGCAGAUCUCUGAGAACCAUCAAGUGAGAAUUGUGGCCGGGAGGCCGAUGCACUGCCAGGUUCCCGGCCUAGAUCACUUCCUCGUUAGCAAAGUCGCCAUCCACGCCACCUUGGAAUCUGCCAACGCUCUCGCCGUGUCCCACAAUGGCAUACUUUACAUCGCAGAAUCAGACGAGAAGAAGAUUAACCGUGUACGACAGGUCUCUACCAAUGGGGAGAUCUCGCUGGUUGCUGGCGCCCCUAGUGGCUGCGACUGCAAAAAUGAUGCAAACUGCGACUGCUAUUCUAGUGAUGAUGGUUAUGCUAAGGACGGCAAACUAAAUGCACCCUCCUCAUUGGCAGUCUCACCUGAUGGAGAACUCUUCAUUGCUGACCUGGGUAACAUACGAAUCCGGUAUGUAAGGAGAAAUAAACCAUUCCUAAACCCACUAAACAUGUAUGAGGUGUCCUCGCCGAUUGACGACGAACUCUACUUGUUUGACGUAAACGGCAGCCAUAUAUACACUCAAAGCCUGACCACUGGAGACUACCUGUACAACUUGACCUACUCUGGAGAAGGUGACCUGAGCAGCAUCACAGACAAGAAUAAGAACAAAGUGACUAUCCGCAGAGACACAACAGGACUGCCGCUUUGGCUGAUGGGUCCUGAUGGCCAAACCUUCUGGUUCACUAUUGGAACUAAUAAUGCAUUGAAGAGCGUUGCCACCCAGGGUCAAGAGAUAGCCAUGAUGACUUAUCACGGAAGCUCAGGACUGCUAGCCACUAAGAGCAAUCAAGAUGGGUGGACAACCUUCUAUGAGUAUGACAACUACGGCCGGCUGACAAAUGUGACCUACCCCACAGGCAGGGUGAGCAGCUACCGCACCGAUUCUGACAGCACUGUGCGGGUACAAACCGACGGCUCUAACAAAGAGGACCUCAAGGUCACCACCAACCUCUCAGCCUCUGGAACAUUCUACACACUCAUGCAGGAUCAAGUCAAAAACAGCUACUAUAUUGGUCUGGAUGGCUCAUUGCGGCUGGUGUUGGCCAACGGCAUGGAAGUGUCUCUUCACACGGAACCUCACCUGCUGUCAGGAACCGUCAACCCGACCAUAAGCAAGAGGAAUGUAACAUUACCCAUCGACAAUGGGCUUAACCUGGUGGAGUGGAGACAACGCAAAGAACAGACUCGAGGACAGGUCGCAGUGUAUGGACGCAGACUCAGGGUUCAUAAUAGGAACUUGUUAUCCAUGGAUUUUGAUCGUGUAACCAGGACAGAGAAAGUAUAUGACGACCACAGAAAGUUCACCUUGAGGAUCCACUAUGACCAUGCUGGAAGACCUACAUUGUGGGCUCCAAGCAGUCGACUGAAUGGUGUCAAUGUCACCUACUCACCGGGUGGUCACAUUGCUGGAAUACAGAGGGGCACUAUGUCGGUCCGAAUGGAAUACGACCAAAAUGGCAGAAUCACAUCAAAGAUAUUUGCAGAUGGAAAGUCAUGGAGCUAUACCUACCUUGAAAAGUCCAUGGUACUACUGCUAUACAGUCAGCGACAAUACAUCUUUGAAUUCGACAAGAACGACCGCCUCUCAUCAGUAACCAUGCCUAAUGUGGCAAGGCAGACGUUGGAGACCACCCGUUCCAUUGGCUAUUACAGAAACACAUACAGGCCGCCAGAGGGCAACUCCACAGUUUUGCAAGAUUACAGUGAAGAUGGACUGCUUCUGCAGACCAUCCACCAGGGAACAGGGCGUAGAGUCAUCUAUAAGUACGGGAAGCUCUCCCGUCUUCUAGAAAUUCUUUAUGAUACUACACGAAUUGCCUUUUCUUAUGAUGAAUCUGCUGGCAUGCUGAAAACUGUGGGCCUCCAAAGCGAAGGCUUUGCGUGCACCAUCCGUUACAGGCAGAUCGGACCGCUCAUUGACAGGCAAAUCUUUCGAUUCAGUGAGGAGGGCAUGGUAAACGCCCGGUUUGACUACAACUAUGACAACAGUUUUCGGGUCACCAGCAUGCAAGCGGUUAUCAAUGAAACACCGUUGCCCAUUGACCUCUAUCGCUAUGAUGACGUCUCAGGAAAGACGGAGCAGUUUGGCAAGUUUGGAGUCAUCUAUUACGACAUUAACCAGAUCAUUACCACAGCUGUCAUGACCCACACCAAACACUUUGAUGCUUAUGGACGAGUUAAAGAGGUGCAAUAUGAGAUUUUCCGUUCGCUAAUGUACUGGAUGAUGGUACAGUAUGACAACAUGGGGCGAGUGGUGGCCAAGGAGCUAAAGGUAGGGCCCUAUGCAAAUACCACCCGUUACACUUACGAGUACGAUGCUGAUGGCCAACUCCAUGUUGUAUCCAUCAACGAUAAGCCUCUCUGGCGCUACAGUUAUGACCUGAAUGGAAAUUUGCACCUUCUUAGCCCUGGUAACAGUGCCAGACUUAUGCCAGUACGCUAUGACAUACGGGAUCGCAUUACACGAUUAGGUGACGUACAGUACCUUUUGGACGAGGAUGGAUUCCUCAGACAAAGAGGCAAUGAUUUCUUUGAAUAUAACUCAGCUGGGUUGCUGGUUAAAGCCUACAACAAAGUUAAUGUAUGGACUAUUAAGUACUGCUAUGAUGGCUUGGGACGAAGAGUGUCCAGUAGAAGUAGCCAAGGGCACCAUCUACAAUACUUCUAUGCUGACUUGUCCAGUCCCACCAGAGUCACCCACAUGUACAAUCACUCUAGCUCAGAGAUCACAUCGCUCUACUAUGAUCUUCAAGGCCACCUCUUUGCCAUGGAGUUAAGCAGCGGGGAUGAGUUCUACAUUGCCUGUGACAACAAUGGCACACCAUUGGCUGUAUUCAGUGGUGCAGGUCUCAUGAUCAAGAAGAUCCUCCAUACAGCUUUUGGAGAGGUGUAUUGGGACUCCAACCCCAGCUUCCAGCUAGUCAUAGGUUACCAAGGUGGCAUUUAUGAGCCUCUUACAAGGCUUGUGCACAUGGGCCGCAGAGAUUAUGAUGUUCUUGCAGGCCGCUGGACCACUCCUGAUCAUGAUGUCUGGAAGAGGCUUAACAGCAACAACAUUGUGCCCUUCAACCUCUACAUGUUCAAGAACAACAACCCCCUGAGCAACAGCCAAGAAACCAAGUGCUACAUGACAGAUGUCAACAGCUGGUUGGUGACGUUUGGUUUCCAGCUGUACAAUGUCAUCCCUGGCUAUCACAAGCCUGCCACGGAUGCCAUGGAGCCUUCUUACGAGCUUAUUCACACUCAGAUGAAGACUCAAGAGUGGGAUAGCACCAAGUCUGUGCUGGGGGUGCAGUGUGAAGUCCAGAGGCAGCUAAAGUCUUUUGUCCGGUUGGAGCGAUUCGGCCAGAUCUACGCAGCAAGUAAUUCCGGGUGCCCUCAAACCCCUUUCCGUACACUCUUUGCCACUGGGGGAUCGCUCUUUGGCAAGGGUGUUAAAGUAGCUAUUCGGGAGGGCCGUGUGACUGCUGACAUUAUCAGUGUGGCCAGUGAGGAUGGCCGGCGAAUAGCAGCGGUGCUUGACAAGGCCAUGUACCUGCAGGAUCUACACUUCACCAUUUUAGGCUUGGAUACACACUACUUUGUCAAAUCGGGACUAGUAGAGGGUGACCUUACUCUGCUAGGCAUGACGGUGGGCCAGCGCACACUGGAGACAGGCGUGAACGUUACUGUCUCGCAAGUCAACACAGUGAUUGGUGGGCGCACGCGACGCAUCACCGACAUCCAACUGCAGUAUGGUACGUUGAGACUCAACGUUCGCUAUAACAGCAGUCUAGAUGAAGAAAAGGUCCGCGUGUUGGAGCUUGCACACCAGCGGGCCGUUUUAACGGCCUGGGCUCGUGAACGACACAGAUUAAGGAAAGGCGAAGAGGGAUCUCGAGCUUGGACGGAUGGGGAGAGGCAGCAGCUUCUGAGCUCUGGACGUGUCCAAGGCUAUGAGGGCUUCUACAUAGUGUCGGUUGAUCAGUUCCCUGAAUUAGCCGACAAUGUAAACAACAUCCAUUUCCUGCGACAAACUGAGAUGGGCCGCAGGUGACAUGAAGGUGAAGACACUCGCUCAGACUCAUCAUCUAGGACUUCUUGCCAAAGACAAGUUGUUUUUGUGACCAUAUUGUUUUACUUUAUUUUUAUGUUGACUGUGCCAGACUUAUUUUUUUAAUACAUGAAGUACAUGGUUGCGAACAGUGCCCCUCUCCUUUUUCAUACUUCUUAAACCCUCUUUGCCCUUCAGGUGUGGCUGCUAAAGGAUGGCAUAUGGCAGUGUUGGUGGCUUAUUCAGCUCUGCCUGACUGUUUGUGGGUUUUGCUCAAAGGAAUGUAGGAAGAAGGCUGGUAACGCAUUAUGCUCGCUGGCUCAGCCUGCCGCCAGACGAGCAGAUUGUUAUUCACGAGCUUCACUCCACUCUGUCUUUUCCCGGACCUCAGCCAAGGAGAGACCUCUUUUAAUCGCUUCUUUUUUAUACUUGAAAGCCCACUGGCUGUGUCAUACUUAAACAUUGGUGUUUGAUGUCCAUUGCUACCAGUUCAGGCAAUUAACUGAACCCAUCUCAUGUUCAAAACUUGUUGUGGUGUCUUGUAAUAUUUUGAGACUGAGUGGCUUGCUAGUGAAAUCAAAUUGUUUUUUUUAAUUAUUAUUUCUAUUUUUGUCCAAAUGGCUUAAAAACACAUAGAAAAGGAAGAAGAGGAUGUAUGAAGUAUACAUACAUUAAAAAAAAAAAAAAUGAAAGAAAUUUAGAAAACAGGAAAUAGCUAGUUAGCCCCAUAGUCUUUAAAAGUACUUGUAAAAUGCAAUUUACACUGAAACAAAUUACAGUAGCUUUGUUCCAAAACCUAGUGUGACUUUUAAUGUAUCAUAGGCACGCUCUGAUGAAGGGUUGCCAACUGUUCUACAUUAGCUGGGACAUUUUUGGCCAAAAUGAAGACUUGUCCUGUAUUAUAGUGGCAAAGCUGUCAAGGUCAGAUGGCAAAAUGUUGAGGGGGACCCCUAUCCCAUAUUGAAGCACUCAAAAUGCUCAAGCGUCCCGUAUUCCUGUGACGAAAAGUUGGCAACCCUACUCUGAUGUGAAUGGUGUUUUAAAAGGUAAGUAAAAAAUUAUGCUGCCUUCUAACAUACUUAACUAACAAACUAACUUUUAAGGCAGUAUCACAUACAUCCCAGAGAGAUAGAGAGCAAUGCCAUCAUGCAUUCCUUACAAAAAAACUAGAGUUCUGGCAAACUAGCUGCAGACUUGCCACAAUUUUGCCACUCAUCAUUUUCACAUGCAAAUGAGCUUGUGACUCACCGCAAAUGUUUGCCAGAAGUUUGCAGCUCUUCACCGGUAGUGGUAAACCUGCAGCAUACUUUUGGCAAUAAUGGACAAUUUGCCACAAGUUUGCUGCAAAGUUUAUUUGCAUGUGAAAAUAAUCAGUCGCGAAUCUGCGACAAGUUUCGGCAAAUUUGCAAUGUACUCUAAUGUACACUUUUGCAAGGGUUGUGCCGAGCUCAGUGAAAAAUAUUAAUUCAAGACGGUGAGACAACUGUAAUAAUAUUUCAUUCAGUACUGAAAGUAUCUAUACAAAUAGUUAAGUCUUGUAAAAAUUUACUAUUUUAUCCAAUAUUUGUGAGUGCUAAGUAUUUUUAUGCUUCUUAGCGUUAGCUAAGGAACAUGAUAACAUUAAACUUAAUUGGAAUCAGAUGUUAGCUGAAUCUACUGUGCAGAGCACUAUUUGUGUUCUACACUACAUGGUGCCCCUAUGCAUUGCAUACAUUGCAUAUAUGGUUAUUGUGCUCAAAGUUCAGUUUAGUUGACCAAAACUUGACUAUUUUACCAUUUUUAAAAGGCAGCUGCCUUUGUAGGCAUAAGACAGCAAGAAAGCUGACUAGGUUUUGGAACAGACCUAUUGAGUCUAGAUUUUGAAGGUUUUAAAAUAAAUUAGUUUGAGAUCCAUGCAAAUUUAUUUCAUAGUAACAUUCACAGUAAGCAGUAUAACAGAUGUGAAUGAUUGUACAUUUUAAUGCUGGUUGUUGUACUUGAACAAAACCUAUGGAAUAAAGGCCGGAAAGGUCAUUCAGUUAAAUUAAUUUGUUUUUAUGGUUACAACAAUGUUGCAUAUGGACCAUUCCUAAGAAUGACAGUAUUUAUUUUAGUGCUCUGUUUUCAAGAGAAGUAUAAAGCCUCAUGUUUUGUCAGUGAAUUAAAUGCUUCAAGUGUAAAAUGGCAUGAAUGCUUAAAGACAAGCACACUACUAAAACAUGCACUCAGACUUUUAAAGAUUAUAUACUGAGUUCAGUAAACACUGCACAUUGUGGUAAGGACAUAUGACAACCCAUGUGAAUAGCCUUUGCUUACAUCGUAAGUGCUCUGAAUGUGAAAAACAAGACCCUUCAAAGUCUGCAGGCCGUAGAAGAUGCUUUAAGGCCUGAAGGUGCCUGGCAACCCACCAUCUGGAUAUGUUUGGAAAUGAGCUUCAAAGAGCAUCCUGCGCAAUCUAUUUCUGGUUGGAUGGUGUUAAUAUAUUGGACAUGAUGUCGCAUUGGGGCUUCAUGUUAGUGUUUGGUAUAUGAAUCUAUUCCUGCUGCCAGUCUUGGGGAAAUCACUUAGGAAUGGUCACCAUGAUGAAUUGAUCAAGUGUUUUAAGCUGUAUAAUAUUGUCGAGCAUAUUUUGGUUAGUUUUACUGUCAUUGAAUGCAGUGACAUAAUGAGUCUGACAAUAAUACUAUUUAAAAAAGAACAACAUUGAAUGAAGGAAAAAAUGCAAUGUGGUAAAUUGCACUUGAACUGAAUCAUAAGGCUUUUAUUUAUUUUAUUUCUAAAGUUUUGGACUCAUUUUGAUUAUUUUUUAUUAUUAUUAUUAUUAUUAUUUUCUCAACACUGUGUUUCUAAAUGCUUCUCUUGGAAACUGUAAAUAAGAUGAGAAGAAAUGGGCUGUAAAUAAAAUGCAAAUGUAGAUACCUUUUAGAACUACAGCAGUGAAUCUGUGUAGUCUUUAGUUAAAGAGAAAAAAAUAAAGAUUAUUUUGUGUUU